Salvelinus sp. IW2-2015 is the source of this 893-nucleotide messenger RNA. The record is from RefSeq and is a predicted model, not a curated record. Lineage: Eukaryota; Metazoa; Chordata; Actinopteri; Salmoniformes; Salmonidae.
CRGAGAUGCMUUUAAUAACAGGACCAGCUUUAGGAGAAACAGGACACAGCGUGACCUUCAACUGCUCAGYCUCCUCUCAGCCUCUCWGCCASUUCAGMUGGUUCUUCAAUGGGUCCCAGGUGGCGACUGGCUCAGUGUAUGAGACUGGCCCACUGACCUUAGCCAGUCAUGGGGAGUACACCUGUGUGGCCUUCAACAACAUCACUUGCCUUAACAGCACUGUCUCCAAGAUGCUCACUGKUGUUGCGCCAAUAACCUCAGUGUCCAUAAGCACCAGUGGAACCCAGGCGAUAGAGGGUGACCCCUUUACAAUGACUUGCAAUAUCGUUGGUGAUCCUAGCUCCAUUCACUGGUGGAAGAACCUCACGUUAGUGCAUCUGGACAACAGAACCCACGUCUCUUUCGACAACAGAACACUGACCUUCAACCCUGUCCAGUAUUCUUCCUAUGGAGAAUAUCAGUGUAUGGCCAGAAAUAGUGUGAGCAACAGAACUAGCAACCGCUACACACUCCUAGUGAAUUAUGGACCCAAGAAACCUGUGAUAGCUGGUGCACCCAUUGCCGAAACAGAACAAAGAGUGACCUUCAACUGCUCAGCCUCCUCUCAGCCUCCCAGCCAGUUCAGCUGGUUCUUCAAUGGCUCCCAGGUGGMGACUGGCUCAGUGUAUGAGACUGGCCCACUGACCUUAGCCAGUCAUGGGGAGUACACCUGUGUGGCCUUCAACAACGCCACUGGCAGAAACAGCACUGUCUCCAAGAUGCUCACCGUCAUUGCCGCCAAUCAACCUCAGUUCCUAAGCAUCCAGGGUGUAACCAAAACCAGUGAACGAGAUAAGACCAGCGGUGUGACUCCCUUUUACAGAAGACUAUCCAAAGGAGACCGUUGCCGUUGA